Messenger RNA from Rotaria sp. Silwood2, 3243 nucleotides. NCBI's taxonomy places the organism in Eukaryota, Metazoa, Rotifera, Eurotatoria, Philodinida, Philodinidae. The record is from the annotation of a GenBank genome assembly.
AUGUCUAAUGUAAACAAUUCUCAAAAUGAGAUUAUUAACAAUACUAUUAAUAAUGAAACAAGUAUUGGCAUUGGUCGAUCAGUUAGUAGUGCUCGUUUUCAAAUAGCUAAAGUAUCUAAUAAUGAUGCACAUAUAGAAAAUUCAUUGGGCAAAGCCAUUAGUAUUCCACAUAAUUUAUCAUCAACUAUUCAACGUCCAUCAAUUUCUAAUGUUAAUAAAAUAAAAAUUUUAAUUGGAGAUGAUGAUAGUGAACAUGGUAAUGCUCCAUGUGAUUUAAUACGAACAAUAGAUAUGAAUGCUAAUUGUACAUCAAUAGAUGAUAAAAAUAAAGAAAUAUGUUCAUAUGAUACAAUGGAUGCAUUACCACAUAUAGAUCAUUAUAGAAAUUUAUUUUCAAUAACAUCACCUGAAUCAAAAAUACGACCAACACUUGAAGCAUUACAUGGAACAGCUAAUGUGUCACAAAGACUUCGAUUAGGAUCAACAAUUGAUUUUAAUAGUGAAAUGAUAAAUACAUUAGUAUCACAAACAGAACAACUAUCACAAAUUGAUAUAAGACCAAAAGUUGAUAUUGUCAAAUUUGGAUGGAUUAUUGGUGUACUUAUUCGAUGUAUAUUAAAUAUAUUUGGUGUUAUGCUUUUUCUUCGUUUAUCAUGGGUCACUGGUCAAGCUGGUAUUGGUUUAGCAAGUGUAAUUGUUAUUACUUCCACAGCAGUAACUGUUUUAACAGCUUUAUCAAUGAGUGCUAUUUGUACUAAUGGAGAAGUUAAAGGUGGUGGAACAUAUUAUUUAAUAUCACGUAGUCUCGGUCCAGAAUUCGGUGGUGCUAUUGGUUUAAUAUUUUCGUUUGCUAAUGCAGUUGCAGCUGCAAUGUAUACAAUUGGUUUUGCUGAAACAGUUCGUGACAUUCUUAAAGAACAUAAUGUAAAAAUAUUAGGAACUAUUGUUGAUGGAAACUCUGUUAAUGUUGUUCGAAUAAUUGGUGUUAUUACAAUGACAAUUAUAUUAGGUAUUGCUUUGAUUGGUAUGCGUGGUGAAACAUUUGUACAAAUAAUAUUACUUAUAACAUUAUCAGCAUCAUUAUUAGACUUUUUUAUUGGUUCUUUAUUACCAGUAACAGAAUAUAAAAAACGGCAUGGUUUUGAAGGAUAUUCAUGGAAAGUAAUCAAAGAAAAUUUUAUGCCAAAAUUUCAAAAUGGGGAAACAUUUCAAAGUGUUUUUGGUAUUUUUUUUCCUUCAGUUACAGGAAUUCUUGCCGGUGCAAAUAUUUCCGGAAAUUUAAAAAAUCCAUCAAAAGCCAUUCCGCUCGGUACCAACGUUGCUAUUAGUCUUACAUCAUCUGUUUAUCUUAUUUUCUGUAUUAUAACAGGAUGUACAACACGUCGAGAAGUAUUUUUUGAUUAUUAUGAACGACGAAAUGGAAGUGAUAUACAAAUAAUAAAUUGUUCAUUAAAUACAAAUGAUAGUAAUUGUAAAUCUGGCUUAAUUUAUAAUUAUCAAACAAUGAGAAUGAUAUCAGCAUUUGGUCCAAUUAUUAUUGCAAGUCUUGUUGGUGCGCCAAAAGUUUUUCAAGCUGUUUGUCGUGAUAUGAUAUUUCCUAGUUUAAAAUACUUUUCUGUUGGUAAUGGAAAAUCUGAUGAACCACAUCGAGCUUAUUUCUUAACAUAUUUUAUUGCUGUUUCAUUUAUUGCAAUUGGACAAUUAAAUGAUGUUGCACCAAUCAUAUCAAAUUUUUUCCUUAUGACUUAUGCCUUAGUUAAUUAUUCAUGUUUUGAUGCUUCAUUAGCUAAAGCUAGUGGCUGGCGGCCAGCUUUUCGAUAUUAUAACAAAUGGUUAGCAUUAAUUGGUGCAUUAUUAUGUGUUGCAAUUAUGUUUAUCAUCAAAUGGUACACAGCUUUAAUAACAUUGGUUAUUACUUAUGGAAUUUUUCUAUAUGUUCGAACAACAAAACCAGAAGUCAAUUGGGGAUCAUCUGUUCAGGCUCAUACAUAUCGAAGAGCACUUGAUGCUACGUUAAAAUUAGGUAGCGUACAAGAACAUGUAAAAAAUUUUCGACCACAAAUGUUAGUUUUAACUGGAAAUCCAAUUUGUCGUCCAGCAUUAGUUGAUAUCGGUUCAUUACUAACUCAUGGUCACAGUCUAAUGAUUUGUGGUAAUGUUAUUUUGGAUGAUCCAUCGGUAAAUAUAAAAUUAUAUGACCAGAAAGAUAAUUGUGAAUUAUGGUUGAAAAAACGAAAUGCAAAAGCUUUUUAUCAACCUCUUGUUGCACCAACUGUUCGACAAGGUACAAUGGCAUUGUUACAAUGUGUAGGCGUUGGUAAAAUGCGUCCCAACGUAGUCUUUCUUGGUUUUAAAAAUGAUUGGUUAACAAAACCACAAGUAACUGUUGAUUAUUUUAAUAUAAUUCAUGAUGCGCUUGAUCUUCAUUACGGUGUUGGAAUCUUACGUCUUCAAGCAGGACUUGAUUUUAGUGAUUUUUUUGGACCAGAUUUACCUGAAGAUCAAGAUGAUGAUGAUGAUGAUGAUAAUGAAAAUAGUGAUGAUGAAGAAAAAAAUGAAGAAUUUAUUUCAUCAAGUCCAUUACGUCGUAUUUCAAAAUCUUCUGUACCACAUCAAACAAAUGUUUUAAUGUUAAAAAAUACAAUAUUAAAUAAAGGUGCUCUAUUAACAAUGAAUGUAUUUCAAUCUAAAUAUUCAUCAUCACCUAUAAUUGAUGUUUGGUGGUUAUUUGAUGAUGGUGGUUUAACAUUAUUAUUACCUUAUUUAUUACGACGACGAAAACGAUGGCGUCAUUGUCAAUUUCGUAUAUUUUCAUGUGUAUCAGGCGAAAAAAUCGAUGCUGAAAAACAACAUUUUGCAAUGGCAUCAUUAUUAAAAAAAUUUCGAAUAAAUUAUUCUGAUUUACAUGUUCUUCAUGGCCUUAAUAAAACACCAAAUGAAUAUGAAAUAGAAAAAUUUAAUCGAAUUUUACAAGCAUGGAAUCAAAAUGAUGAUACAUAUCGUAUAACUGAUAGUGAAUAUGAAGCAAAUAAAGAUAAAAUAAAACGUGGUUUAAAAUUACAUGAAUAUUUAUUAGAAUAUAGUUCAAAAUCUACACUUAUCGUUGUUACGUUGCCGAUCCCACGUAAACAAUUGAUAUCAGCUGGUCUAUACCUUGCUUAUCUAGAUGUAAUUAGUAAUAGCUUACCACCAGUUUUAUUUUUGCGUGGCAAUCAAAAAAAUGUCCUUACUUAUUAUUCAUAG